Molecule: messenger RNA, 8858 nt
Organism: Patella vulgata (common limpet)
Lineage: Eukaryota; Metazoa; Mollusca; Gastropoda; Patellidae
Product: ceramide phosphoethanolamine synthase
Exons: 5
Coding region: 193-1257 (354 amino acids)
Source: RefSeq, a predicted model, not a curated record
GUCAACAUUUUCUGGAACACACUUGUGUGUCAAAGCAUUAAAUUAAACAGGUUUAAAAUGUAUGAAGGAUUUAAACAAAUAUAUUAAUAGACUUGGUGGAUAGAUGACAACAAUCUUCACAAUAUUAUAUAAAAAGCUGAUCAAAAUAAGCAAUCAAGGUUGUGAAAGUUAAACUACAGAAGAUCGUGAUUUAUGUAUAUAACUAAUGUGUGCUCUAUCCUAAAAAUGCCUUCCUGCAAUCCACAUUUUUGCAAAGAUGAAAGAAGUGUGGUUACCCUCGUUGGAUUCAGCAUCCUUGUGUAUUUCGUUGUUAUGGACAUUUUCCUAUAUGCUACCUUACAAGAAACUCCGUCAUUAGCCGUACCCUCUGUGCCAGAAGAUGGACAUUAUUCUCCCUUUCUUCCUCUAUCGGCCAAGCUCAUAAUGACCGACCAUUUCAGUCACUAUUUUUUUAAUCCGACGAUAGAAUGUUUCCAAUACAUAACCAGAUUUAACACCGUAUUCUAUUUUAUCACACCGAAUAUGAUUAGUUUCGGACAUCUUUUUCUUGCCUUAAUAGCCGCAAAAUUUAUUUCCUCAGAAAAUUUAAGCGAACGCCGUGUGGGUGCUGUUCUUUUUAUGUUACGUUCAUGGAUGGAUAGUUUAGACGGCUCAGUGCAUCGCAAGCGUGCGGGGCUGGGGCGUGUGUAUAAUUCCGAAAGACUCUCCAGUGGAUAUUAUAUAGAUGUUUUCUGUGAUACAGUUGGAGGUGGCUUCCUCUCAUUUGGUAUUCUAUUUUAUUUCUACAAAGUUUUGGAUACAAAAACAAAAGAAUUGCCAUACACAAAAUUAACAGAGAACGUUAACGGUGGGGGAAAUGGAAAUGGAGCCACUGGUAUAAAUACAAUUGUUCAAUAUACGAAAAUGCAGCUAUUUUGGAAAAUGUGGUGUAUAGGAUUUAUGAUAGGAACAGGUGGAUGGUGUUGGGAUUAUUCAAUAGAUCAGUAUAAAUCCAUAUUUCAUACAAAAAUCAACGAUGCAACUUUAGAGGCAUUACAAUCAUAUUAUCUACAUACAUGUUUUACAUGGUUAAUGAUGUGGUCAUGGAGGUUGUGUGAAGGACUAGUGUUAAUAAAUUAUGUGUUAUUUUCAAUCUUCUUUGAUAAAAUAUGGGAGUUUGUUAAUUUAUUUCAGUAUAUGGGAUAUGUGAUAAUCCUUAGUUUUUUUUCCAUUACUAUACUGUAUAUCAAAUAUCUGAAAACCGAGUUACAUUUAUAAACACCAAGAAAGUUGCCGUCCACCAACCUAAGUGACCGUGAUAUAUCAUUAUUGAUUAUUUCAUAUACUAUAGUUUAUUUUUCAUUCUAAUAAUUAUAUAAUCAAAUACUAAUUAAGUACCAUAUUUUAUAUUGAUUUAGCCCUGGUCUUACUAAACUCUAUUUAACUGUUUUUAAUUAUUAUAUAUAAAUACUUCCUUAAUAGAAAAAUGCACAUAUAUAUGUAUGGAUGUAGAUAAUAUUCUUUUAACUUGCCUAUAUUUAAAAUGGCACUCUCUUUUUGAUUUGGGUAUAAAUUCCGAUUGUCGAUGGGAUUGUGUUUUAUGUGUUUAUUUGAUUUGUGAGAUGAAGUUCAUAGAUGAAGCCAGAGUCGAGGUAUAAUCGAUUGUGUAUACAGUAGUCGACAGAGUAAGCAAGAAUUCUUAAUUCAAAUUACUAAAUAAACUUCCAAUUAAUCUUUCAUAAUGAAAAUUGAAUGAUACAAAGAAUUUCUCCAUCUUUAAUAAUCAAAACAACACAUCAGAUCAAUCCAAUUCAAUAUUUUUGGUUGUUUUACUUAAAUCAAAGACAUUUAGCUUCCUUAAAAAUGUGCUUGUGUAUUGUGGUUAUCAAUGUACAUUUGUCUGUUAAAAUUUCCAUUAGCUCAGGAAACUAAAAUAUUUUUCCAUCAGUUUUUGUGAUGAAAUGUUCCCUAUUAUGUGAACCUAAAAACUGGUUGUAUAUUGUAGUUACCAGCUAUCAGCUAUCAAUAUUUUCUUAUUAAAUCAUCAGACACUGAAGUUCUUCAAGAAAAAUGUUCAGACUUUAUGUCAUAAAGUGUUAUUGCCACUCCAGGUCCUUGACCUUAAAGACUCAUAAAGAAGACUAUUGAAGAGGAAUUGCAGUGAUCAGUUUUAGUUAAGAGAGCAUGACCUCUGUCGUGUUGUGAACCUUGAAUUCAAAAUCCUGUGAAUGCCCUAGCAGUCAAAACUCUGAAAUAGACUUUCUUCAAACUUGUGUUAUGUAUUUUAAACAGUACCACCCCUAUCAAUUUUAGUCAUAUUACAGAGUAAUGGUUCUUGGCCUAAAAAGCAUGCGAAGACUGUAUAUAAAGGUGGCAGUCCUUAAAAGUUUCUGGUGGGUAUUUGCUUUCUGUUUUAAUUCCUAAGAUCAUGCAAAAGUAAAUUAUAGUGGACAUUUAUUUAGAAUCAUUGUUAUUUAUUAACUUGUAGCAUAAUGAUUUUAAGACUAGCUGUCAAAUUUUCUCUUAUUUUUGUGACUGGGAACCUGUGAAUUUUAAAGAUGGCUAAGUUGUGUCAGUAGUAUUUCAGAAGAUACAUGCAUGAGAAUUGUGUCAGUAUGAAUGUAACGGCUCUGGCUAUAGGAAACACAACUAUGUAUCAGUUUAAAUUCUGUAUUCCACGAUUCUUUAAAUUGUUAUGUGACGUAUGCAUUUAUCUUAAAAAUUGUCCAAGAUUUUUAGUUGAUAUCAUAUUAAUUUGCAGAAAAAAUUUAUUGAAAAUUAUUAAAACAAAUUAGGCAAGACUCCAUAGCAACCAGUAAAAACAAAUUUCAUUUUUUGCUCAUAGGUUUUGGUCUUUGGUCAAUUAAAAAUAAUGGUCUUUUUAAAGGACAGAAACAAUAUUUAUAUGCAUAGAACAGUAAGAAAACAGAAAACUACCUAAAUUAAUCUGAAUAUAUAUACAUUAAUAUGUUCUUUUUGAGCCAUAUUUUUGUCCAAUUUGGGUUGCAAAGAUUAGAGAUUUAGCUCCUUUAAAUUUAGUCCUCUAGCCAGUGGAGUAGACAAUGAAUAUCAAAAUACAAAUACCGGUAUUAGUUUAAAACUGUUAGCAGUGCCUUCCUAAUGAAAAUAUCAUACAGUAGUGAUGGAAGAAUUUCAUUCUUUAAUAUAAGGUAUUGAUAAACAUUGAACAUUCUUUGUGUUAUCUAAAAAUGUCAUAAUAGCUGUACAUUAACAUAUGUUGUGCACAUCAGGGACCUGUGUUUGUUUUUCCAUGCUUAAAGUUCAUUUACUGGUACCUUGUGCAAUAAAUCUGAACAUACCAAUAAUUGAUAUUAAGUAAAUGAUGCUGUGUUAUCUUUCCCGGUUGAUUCAAGUUUGCCUCUUGACAGAAAGAAAUACCCUUGUUAUUGGAUUUAAUUGCAUGUCUGAUAAAAAUUUUAGGCCUGUUUUAUUUUUCCCAUUUAUAAGCCACGUCAUAAUUUCAUUUUUGGUUUCUUAAACAAUUAUACCUUAAAGAUGCAUUAUGUAAGUGCUAAAUCUGCCUAUUGCUGGUCUUUGUUUUGGCUUCACAUAUUAUGUAAACUAUUUUUUAAACACCUGUUCAUAUGACAAGCCUAUAAUCAACUUUCGGAUGGCCGAAAUUUAAAUGGAUUGAAACACAUCGCAAUUUGAUAAUUUAAUUUAAAAUGGAUAAUCUAGACCAAGUCUUGAUUAUCAAGUACCGUUGCUACAAUAAAAAACAAACUAUGCUACAUUUUCAAACAUUGAUCACUUAGCUUAGAAUAAAGUAUUAUAGCAAGAACAGCUAACUCUUUAUCUAAAUCUUACAUAAUGCAUCUUUAAGAAACGAUUAUUGCUAACGAUAUUAUUCAUAUUCAGAUAUUAUGUAUUAUUUUAUUAUAACAGUAUUUUGGUAUUGUUAGCGUUGGCAAUCUGUAAACUGUGCUAUUUGACAUAAUAAAAAAAACUGAAUGUGGUGUAGGCCUAUACAUGAAUGAAGAUUAUGGUGUAGAGUAUACAGUACUGCUACCACUUAAACGGGGGACACACUAGCGAAAUUAACCUGGUGUGUCCAGAGUCCCGAUGCCGAAUUUGUAUUCGCCGCAAAUGAUUCACUCAAAUUAAACAUGUUUGAUAUAUUCAGUCAAAUUUUCAUUCGCUGCGUUUAUUGCCUGAUUGUAGAAUACAUUAGCCAAUCACUGAUGUAGCCAACUGUUGAACGAGAUUGUUAAAGAAAAAAAUGUGUGUCUCGGCAAGUGAACCAGGUUUUCGCCCAGUCACUCCUAUUCUCCCUCCUCUUUCUACGAGCGAUCAUCACAUUUUUCUGACAGGAAAAAAAAAAAUUGUAAUGGAUAUAAAAGGAAAAAUAUGAAAAUUAUUCCAUCCCACAAAAUGAAAGGACAAUAUUGGUGCCAGUCAUUAUCACAUAUGUGAUAGAGGUGGUUAAACACAUUCUAAAUAUAAUUUUAACACAGAGAUCAUUGCUACGAUAGCUGAGUAAUACAGGUUUCCUGAGUCGGAAGUGACGAACGCCAAAGGAAAACACAAGUCAUCUCUUUAUAUAACUGACUGAUGUGACGAGUGGUAACGGAUAUACGGCCGAAUUUCUGCUCACUAAUAAUUCCUUCGAAGACCAAAAGUUGUUUAUAUUCAUUCUAUAUCUUAAUAAAAACAUGGUAAUGCACGGACUUUUUCUGUUUUUCUUUCAUGUUCACUUAUCUAGUGGCAGUCAAUUCUUUUUAUGAAUUGUCAGAUAUCCUCUCACAAUCUCAUACAACAACUUUUGGUCUUCGAAUGAAUUAUUAGUGAGCAGAAAUUCGCCCGUAUAUCUGUUAUCACUAGUCACAUCAGUCAGUAAUAUAGAGAGAUGACUUACUCAGCUAUCGUAGCAAUGAUCUCUGUGUUAAAAUUAUAUUUGGAAUGUGUUUAACCAGCUCUAUCACAUAUGUGAUAAUGACUGGCACCAACAUUGUCCUUGAAGUGGAUUUUGAUUCCGGGUGCAUUUUCAAACUCAAACUGCGGUUCCAGAAAAUUGACUCCACUAGGUGCUACUUGCCGUUAAUUUUCAAGACUUUAAUACGGUUAUUUUGUGAUCAUGUGAUCAGGCGCUAUCUGAUAGUUAUGUAGGUUAAUUUUUCUGGCGCUGUCGCCAUAUUUUUCAGGGAAAAAUUAUCCAGCCCUGCUCCCCCCUCCCUCCCCCAAGAAAAAUUGGCUCAUACGCCUAUGGCUGACACAUUCGGUUGAAUGAUUCAAGCAGAAAUUUGCUUAGUGUGUCUGCCACUUUGUACAUGUCUGAAGAAGUACUUCACUUCCCAGGAAGUAGAUUUUAAAGAUACAUAUCCUUGACAAUUGGGAUAUUACUUAUAUUGAUUGGGAAACAUAUCCAAACUACUAGGGAAAAUAUAUUAUCAAAAAACAGCAAUUUAGAAAUUUGAACACAUUCACCAUUAAUAUGGUUACACUUGCAAGAUGACGAAUAGACCAGUACUCACAUUAGCAAGUAAACGUGUGAUCAAUGCUCACCCUAAAUAAAUAUAUCAAUAUCAGCCUGAAUGUUGAUAAUUUGUAAUAAUUAGCUUGUGUAAUUUAUUGUGGGCUUACAAGACAAAUUUAGCUUGUUUAAUUGUUGUACGGCAUUAAUCCUAAUUUAGUUUCAUUUUAGUUUAUAAUUUAAUUUUUCCUGGCUAUUAUGUACCGGUAUAUCACAUUUAAGAUAAAAUUUAAAAGGUUCAAGAGAUGACCUAAGGGAACAUAUCUUUAAAUGGUCAAUAUACCAGUCCAUUUUAUAUAUUAUAAUUGCUUUAAAAUAAGUUGUGUCUUCCGUGAAUAUUGUCUAGAGCUCUAGAGCAAACUCACUUUUAACUUCAUCAAACUUAAAGGGGCAUUAGUUAAGAUUAGAUAAAGAGCUUACAGUUUUUGCUAUAAUAGUUAAAUUACUUCACUCUGAGCCUAGUUAUCGGUGAUACAAUAACACUGUAGCCUCAAUUGUCAUUGCGAACGUUGUUACGAUAAUAAACAAAGUUGCGGUUAUCCAUUUUUACAGUUAUUUCAUCAACUGCAAAACGUAUUCAAAUCUACUAAAUAUCAGAGCCAUCUGAUGGCAUCAAGAGUUAAUUAUGGUCUUGGUAAGUUAAUUAAAGACACAUUAAGGGAGAUUAGAUAAGAAGCUGGCAGUUUUCACUAUAAUAGUUAAAAACUAGAUAAUGUAAAGGGAAUUUGCUGAAAAUUUCAGGCAAAUUGAUCCACUCUGAACCAAGAUUUUAGCGAUUGAAUUUUCGGCCUAGCCUCAAUCAUCAUUACUAAAGUUAGUAUGAUAAGAAAACAUAGUCUCGAUUAUCCAUUUCAUGAUUAAAUCAAGAAGAGAGUGGAGCAGCAAAUGGUAUCCUAAUCCAAUAAACAUUGCAGGCUAGCGUUGACAUCGAGAGUUGAUUAUGGUCUGGAUACGUUAAUUAAUGUCUAAUUGAUAAUUUAGAUGACAUUUCAGGCCUAAAGAAAGACCUGCAAUAGGCAGAUUUAGCUCUCGCAUAAUGUAUGUUUAAUGUCUAAUUAAUAAUUUAUAGAACAUUUAAGGCCUAAAGAAAGACCUGCAAUAGGCAUAGUUAGCUCUUGCUUAAUGCCUGUUUAAGCAAAGUGUGUUUAUAUGCUUUCUCGAAAAACUAUUGAUAAAAGAGAGAAAACCAAUUUUGAUCAUGACAAUUGUGAUGUUUGAACUUGAAAUAUAUUAUGCUGGUUAAUGGAAAAACACAUAUUUACACACAAAUCAUCUUUUUUAAAAUUUAUAAUUCAUGUGAGGGGCAGUAUUUAGAUAAACUAGGUUUGUGCACUAGUCUAUAGAAAAUAUAUAAAUUACUAACAAAUGACUUUCUACAAAAUAGUGUAUAAUUUUUUUUUUAAUAUUGUAGAUAUAUAGUAAAUAUAGUGAAUACUAGAUAUCAUAAUAUUGUUUUUAUUGUUUAUUUGUUGUUGUAUGAUAUAAAUAUUAUUAAAUAUAAUUAUUAUAAACCUAGCAUGAAUAGAAAUGUGUGUUCUAUGUUAAGUUAUAAAUUGAACCUUUUGCAGAUGUGUGAUUAUAUCAUCGACAUAUAUUCAUUUGAUUAUUUUAGAGUAUAGUUUAUUGAACUUACUUCAAAUAAGUUAUCAAUUAUAGAAUUUAUCGUUUCUAAAUGCAACUGUCUUAAGCUUUUCAAAUGGGAGCAACAGCUUUCAACUACUUAUAAGUGGGUUUAUUACAACUAACAUUAACAACAGUAUAUCUUGCUUGUAACAUUUUGUUCUUUUGAAUAGCUGUUGCAUUUUGUUUAGCAGUUACACUAUUAUAUUGAUUUUAAUGGAAAAAAUAUUACAAUGGUUGUUAUUUAUCACAUUGAUUUAGCAUUUUGUUAUUAUGAUUAGUAGUAACAAUAUUACAUUGUUUAUAAUUUAGCAGCAACAAUUUUAAAUUGAUUAGAACUUACAUGUACCAGUAUUUGCUAUAAUGAUUUCUGGUGCAGGUAACAAUAUUUCAUUGAUUGUAACAUUUUUUUCUUUUGAUUACAUUGAUUGUAACACAUUGUUAUUAUGAAUAGUAGUAACAACAUUGCAUUGAUGAUAAUAUUACAUUGAUUGUACAUUUUGUUAUUAUGAAUAGUAGUAACAAUAUCACAUUGAUGAUAAUAUUACAUUGAUUGUAACAUUUGAUUACAUUAUUUCAUGGUUGUUAUUUUUUGCUUUCAUGAUUAGCAGUAACAAGAACUUCUUACAAUGAUUGUUAUUAUAAUUAACAAUGUUACAUUGAUUGUAACAUUUUGUUAUUACAAGAAUAUUGCAUUAAUUGUUAUUUAUGUUUUUAUUAUGAUUAAUGGUGAAAAUAUUAUGGUAGCCUACAUUGAUGGCAAUACAUUGUUAAAAAUUUUAUCAUAGCGAUAGUUAUCAAGGAAUUAUAUAGUAACAUUUUUCUAAGCAAGAUUUUGUUAUAAACAGCAUUGUGGUUUCCAAUAUCUUUAUCUUUAUUAUGCUUAUCUUUGUUACCAUACCCCCCGCCCAUAAAGCUGGGAGUAUAAAUUCUGGGAGUAAAAUAUCUGAUAAACUUGUCCAGUAGGACCUUAAACCCCAUUUCAUUUCCUUUCUCCCAACUCCCUCCAGAGAAACCUUUUUAUCCCCCUUUUUUUCGCUCCCUAAAUGGCAUAUUAUGCUUAAACUAAUUCAAGAAAUGGUUUAUUAUAACAUGACUUAAAUGGUAUCAUAAGUAAGAUAACAGAACAUUAAUUGAUGUGCAAAAAUGAUUGAUUUUGUCUGUUUAGCAUCAAUACAGGAUUUGGUGGGGUUGACAGCAAUGUAUAAUUUGCUACAUAUAAGAAUUUCAGUAGUAAAUAUUAAGGUAAAGUUAAUCUACACUUUGUUGUUAUGGUAAAAAUAUCAAAUAUGUCAUUUUAUGAAGUGGUUUGAGUUAUGCCAUUUAGAGACCCCCAAAAAAAAGGAUGAUCGGGAUUAAAAGGAGAAAGGGAUAAUCUGAAAGAUUUUGAAAGAGAUUUUUGAAUUCGAUAUAAGAGUAGAUUGUAGUGCCGCUGUCCAGGCAAAAUUUCCCUCAUAGCACACUGUAUAGCAUAUGCCCGUCUUCAUUAGCCCAGUUCGGAGCAGAACAGUAGGACGUUAAACCCUAUUUUAUUUCUUUCAUGCUACUUCCCGCCUCAUCGCUACAAGGACAUUGUUUAAUAUCAAUAACAUAUGAUGCUCUUCCCUUUAUUUUAAUAUUUUAACAGAGGGAUUAAUUAUGGGAGGCCUAAUUAUGACCAGCUGUGAUAACAGACCAUAAUCAUUAAUAGUUUUUGGCUGUGUAUCAGUAAAAUAUUGUUUAUAAAUUGAGUAGAAUGACACAUUAAAUAAUAAAUGUCUUGAAAUGA